GGUGGAGCCUUCAGCCUCCUGAUGGAGAAGCAGUAACCGGAGAUCGCAGCCUCUGAGCGGACCGUGUGGACCCGAACCAGAGCCGAGCCUCCCGGUUUGUGUGUGUUUCCGCGUGCGUGUCGGUGCUUCUUGUCGGUGAUGGAGGCGGCGGAGGGUGGCGUGUGCGGGGUGAAGGUGAUGUGUCGCUUCAGGCCGCUGAACGAGGCGGAGCGGAACCGCGGAGACAAAAACAUCCCGAAAUUUAACGGAGAGGACACCGUGGUGGUGUCGGGGAAGCCAUAUGUGUUCGACCGAGUCUUCCCCCCAACCACUGAACAGGUUCAGGUGUACGACACCUGUGCCAAGCAGAUCGUCAGAGAUGUGUUGGGAGGAUAUAACGGCACCAUCUUUGCUUAUGGUCAGACCUCCUCAGGAAAGACUCACACAAUGGAGGGGACCCUUCAUGACCCUCAUCAGAUGGGCAUCAUCCCUCGUAUUUCCAGAGACAUCUUCGACCACAUCUACUCCAUGGAUGAGAACCUGGAGUUCCACAUCAAGGUGUCUUAUUUUGAAAUCUAUCUGGAUAAAAUCAGAGACCUGCUGGAUGUGUCAAAGACCAACCUGGCUGUUCAUGAAGAUAAGAACAGAGUUCCCUUUGUGAAGGGCUGCACGGAGCGCUUUGUUUCCAGUCCCGAGGAGGUGAUGGACGUUAUCGAUGAAGGAAAAGCAAACAGACACGUCGCUGUGACCAACAUGAACGAGCACAGCUCUCGCAGUCACAGCAUUUUUCUGAUCAACAUCAAACAGGAGAACGUGGAGACGGAGAUGAAGCUAUCAGGGAAACUUUACCUGGUGGACCUGGCAGGCAGCGAGAAGGUGAGUAAAACAGGAGCAGAGGGUGCCGUUUUGGAUGAGGCUAAAAACAUCAACAAGUCUCUGUCUGCUCUGGGGAACGUCAUCGCUGCCCUGAGUGAAGGAACGAAAACCCACGUUCCAUACAGAGACAGUAAGAUGACCCGGAUCCUUCAGGACUCUCUGGGUGGAAACUGUCGAACUACCAUCAUCAUCUGCUGCUCGCCGUCUGUUUACAACGAGGCUGAAACAAAGUCCACGCUCAUGUUUGGACAGAGAGCUAAAACCAUAAAGAACACAGUGUCUGUGAACCUGGAGCUGACCGCCGAGGAGUGGAAGAAGAAGUAUGAGAAGGAGAAAGAGAAGAACAGGAGUCUGAACAUCAUGAUCCAGAAACUGGAGAAUGAGCUGAAACGCUGGAGGAAAGGUGAGUCUGUACCUGUGGAGGAACAGCUGGGCAACAGAAACAAGAAGUGCAGCAGCGAGACAGCAGCAGCGAUUGACAGCUUGGCUCCGCCCCCUGUCGCCCUGUCUGUGGAGGAGAAGUCGCAGUACGAGACUCUCAUCACUGACCUGUACCAGCAGCUGGACGACAAAGAUGAUGAGAUCAACCAGCAGAGUCAGAUGUCUGAGAAACUCAAACAGCAGCUGAUCGACCAGGAUGAGCUGCUGGCAUCUAUCCGCCAGGACUAUGAGCGGCUGCAGGAGGAGCUGUCCCGCCUGCAGAGGGAAAGCGAUUCAGCUAAAGAGGAGGUGAAAGAGGUGUUGCAGGCGCUGGAGGAGCUGGCUGUCAACUAUGACCACAAGAGUCAGGAGGUGGAGAAUAAAAACCGCUGCAAUGAACAGCUGAACGACGAGCUUGCUCACAAAACUGUCAGUCUGGAGGCUGUUCAGAGGGAGCUGUCCUCCCUGCAGGAGCUCAGCUCUCAUCAUAAGAGGAGGUCAGCGGAGAUCGUCACUUUGCUGCUCAGAGACCUCAGUGAGAUCGGCAGUGUUCUCGGAACCACCGAGCUCAAAGCUAUGACUGAAGUGAGUGGAGUGAUGGAGGAAGAGUUCACCUCUGCCCGACUCUACAUCAGUAAGAUGAAGUCUGAAGUCAAAUCUCUGGUGAACCGCAGCAAACAGUUGGAGGUCAACCUGACAGAAAACACCUGCAAGAUGAAGGCGAAUGAGAAGGAGCUGAGCACGUGCCAGCUGCUCGUGUCGCAGCUCCGGGCAAAGCUGGGGUCUCUCACCGAUGACCUCCAGAAGGUGGAGCAGAAGAAGAGGCAGCUGGAGGAGAGUCAGGAUGCUCUGAUGGAGGAGGUCGCCAAGCUCCGCGCUCAAGGUCAAAUGCACGAGCUGACAGUGAUGGACAAAGAGAAAGAACACAUGAGCCAGCUGAAGGAUGUUGUGGAGAUGAAGAGAACGCUGGAGGAACAGAUGGAGAACCACCGGGAGGUUCAUCACAAACAGCUGAGUCGACUCCGAGAUGAGAUCGAUCAGAAACACAGAGACGUCGACCGACUCAAAGACGUGAAUCAGGCUCUGCAGCUGGAAAACAGGAAGCUUCAGUCUGACUUGGACAAACUGAGAGCAGAGGAUCAGAACAAAGACCAGAAGCUUCAAAAGCUCAUGUUUGUGAACGAGAAGAGAGAACAAGCCAAAGAAGACCUGAAGGGUUUGGAGGAGACAGUGGCCAAAGAGCUGCAGAUGCUCAACGACCUUCGCAAACUCUUCAUCGACGACAUCGGAGCUCGAAUCAAGAAUAGUUCAGAGAAUGACAGCGAUGAGGCUGGUGGCAGUUUGGCUCAGAGACAGAGGAUCGUCUUCUUAGAAAAUAACUUGGAGCAGCUCAGCAGGGUCCACAAGCAGCUGGUUCGGGAUAACGCUGAGCUCCGCUGUGAGCUGCCCAAAUUGGAGAAGCGUCUCCGGGCUACAGCGGAGCGAGUGAAAGCUCUGGAAACUGCUCUGAAAAAUGCAAAAGAGUCAGCCGUGAGGGAUCGCAAACGCUACCAACAGGAAGUUGACCGCAUCAAAGAGGCUGUGCGGUCCAAAAACCUGUUCAGGAAAGGACACUCGGCUCAGAUUGCCAAGCCAAUAAGAGCCGGUCAUCAGCACCAUCAGAAUCCGUCCUUCUCCCAUGCUAUCCGACAUACCAUCAGAGGAGGGGGUGCAGGGUCCAGCCCACAACACCAACCCCCCCGACACCAACCUCAGCAACAUCUCCACCAGAACAGCAGCAGCAAGUAGGCUCCAGGUAGCAGAUGACUCUGGAUCAGUUUCCUUUUCUGUGGAUCUUUGAACUCUCCUGUUUUCACCACUCUGCCUAUACUGGAACCACACCCCACAAUGUUCUGCCUUAACAGCCAUUCCACCUUAAACAAUCCACCUUAACAGCCUUGCCAGCUUAACAAACAUUCCACCCUAACGCAGGUGCUCUCUCUGACUGUUUUCUGAAUUUUUGUUGUUGUUCUUUAUUCUCAAACAAUCAAAUAUCUUCAAAGAAUUACCGCUAAGAAAAGUUAGUAUCUUCUUUUUUUUUUUUUUUAACUAAAUGACAUUUUUAGAUUUUGGGGUCUCUGUUGCCUUUAUUACACAGCACAGUGGAGAAAGAGAGGAAGGAUGCUCUCGGAUCAGUUCUGCCUGGUCGCUGCAUCUGGUUGCCUUUAGCUGUGAGCUAAACCUGAGUCUGAAUCUGAGUCUGUAAACCUGUCAGUGUUUACUCAUCAUGUUUAAGACAUUCAACUCUCAGAUUUAAAGCAAACAGAUUUUUCACAGAGGUGCAGAAUUCCUCGUUUGAAAUUAAAUUAAAAAAUAGUUUAUUAUCUUUAAAAAGUGUUAUUCUCCAAACCUAGGUAAUCUGGAAAUGCUGCUCCCUGAUUCCAACUCCACCCAAGGACAAAAACUUUUAGCAGUCUAAACUCUACGCAGCCGUUUGUUGACUUCAGCAGUGAGCCACGCCAAAAUAAAGGUCCCUAAUGUUCCCUGCCCAAUAUGAAAGUCAAACAACAGAUAGAUUUCUAACCCAAGGUCCUACUCAAACAAGAGAAAACAGAUUUCAACAGAAAAGGCUUCUCAUUCAUAUCAGGCUGCUGCCGUGUUUAACAUAUAGUGAAAGAAUACUCCAGGUUGUCUAAUUUACAAAACUAUUAAUAACUAUUUACAAAGAGCUUGAUUAGGUCUCACAACGCCACACACACAAGUUCACUCACUUUACUCACUAAUGAACUUUUUGACUCAGGAGUUUCACACAGAGAACACUCAAAAGUUACCAUCAGAAACACACAGCUUGUUGUCCAGUCUGGGAACAGGAAUCCAAGCAAACAACUCGGCUGUCAAGAUAUACCCACACAGGACCCUGGGAGGGAGGAGAGAGAAAAACCCACACCCACAUUCUCUGGUGGGAGGGGUCACACAAAUAAAAACACACAUAACAAUGAUACUAAAAUCAGUCAGGGCUGUAGACUAACUUUUUGCCACAGUUGCCUGGUGCACCUAACUUUUUUUCCUUAGGUGCACCACCACCUGUCAACACAAAGUUCUUUGUUUGGAGCACAUUUCUACAAGAAAGACAAGUUACUGAAAAAAAUGUUUAAAGUGCUUCACUGAGCUGAAAUUUAAACUUAAAACAUCUCAAGAUAUAUUCAAUAAAAAGAAAAUGUAAAUUACAAAGACCUGAAAGUGCCUGACAGGCUUCAAAAUGAACAUCUCAGUAUCUGAACAGCUUUAUAUCUUAUGGACCCUCCCCCAUUACAGUCACAUGGCCCUCAGAUGUCCUGUAAUCUGGCCUUUUCCCCCUUUUUCCCCAUGUGUCUGUGAUGACACCUGUAACCCGGGCACACGUGACAUCAUUACUGUACAUGGGGUUUACCUUCAAGACAUUUUUCUUGUGAAGAAUUAUUUUGGACUUGAACUUAGUGAACGGAACAUCUUCUUUGGGAAUAUCGUAGGCAAUGUUAAACUUAAUCAUCACAUCGGCCUCCUGUGACGACCUGUUUGCUGCCGCUGAAAGGCAGUGGGGAGAAGCCAGUGCAUUUAUCGCAGCAUAUAAUGUGUUUUCUGAAUGCACUGCUUUUUCAGCGUUUCUUUUUGAAACGUAUUAGCUGCAGUCACAAAUGCAGUAUUGCCGGCCACAGUUUCUCCACACUCACUGCAGUAAAUGCAGUGCGUCAUGUUGUCAGCUUUACUGUAUCUUAGCCAGGGAAACUGGUCAAGCCGCUCUCUUCCCAACGUAUACACUUUACGCCUUUACUGUCAGUGGGCUCUGAGUCCAUCGUAUGUGGCUCAUUAUCUGAUGCCGUCUCUGAACCAGUGUUAGACAUAACCUGAGAGGUUGAUGGCUCCGUGUCAGAGCACUCGCUAUGAAUUUCAGAGGGAUCAGGCCUUAACGAAACAGUUAUCAAUCGUUCUUUUCAUCUUUUCUCAUUACCCACAACUACAGCCACUUCUAUCAGGUCUAGGCUGCUCACCUCUGUCUAUCUGCCUGCACCUUCAAAUGUACACACACAGGCUUACAUCUGGACCAUGACCAAUCAGAGAGCUCCUGCCCCUCACUAUCUCUGAUUGGUUUAGACCACGAUACAGGCAUAAUGUGUGAUGUUUUCUUUACUUGAAUGACUGGUUGCACCGGUGCGACCUAGGAUUCUUUUAGUCACACCACUGAGAAGUUAGGUCGCAUGUCACACUCUAGAGCCUUGUUUAUGUUGAUGCAUUAAAAACCUCAAAUCUUUUUUUUUUAAUGAAACAAAUGUUUCUCACAUUUUUUUUUUCAUUUUGAAAUAAAAAUUUCAAAGUGUUACAACUUUUGAUUAUAUGAGUUUUUAAACCAUAAAUAUGAUUGCAGCUUUAAAAGACGCUGCUAGAGGAAUAAAAUUCAGGAAAUUCCAGGAACAUGAUCGAAAGUUUUUCUUUUUUUCUUUUUUUUAAAAAUGAAUUUAAAACUUGUUUUCCUGACGACAGUGUUGGAUUGCAGAUAUUGAUUGUGUGUUUUUAAUGUGUUUAUUACUGAAAUGUAAUUUAAGGAGUUUAUUUUACUGUUUAUUUAUUAGCUUAAAGUGAAAAAUGUGUAUGUUACUUUUGUCACCCAGCUGGAAAUGAUCAUGUGUCAGUGUGUUUGUGCGUAUGUUAGUGUUGUGGUUGUUGUUGUGAAUCUGUAGUAAGUUUACAGAGCGGCGAGGCUGAUGAAUGACAGCUUCAAAGUGACACGAUCAGCUGAUGGCAGAUGUUGUGAACAGGAAGUUAGUGGCAUGAUGUCAGCCAAUCAGAACAUCAUGUUUUCUGCAGUGUUUGUGGUCACUUUACAUCUCCAACAUUAUUCAGUAUUGAAAGCAAACUAAAGCACAUCUGUUUGUAAGUGUUUAUUGAUGUAUUGGUAAUGUUUACGUGCUGCUAAUGAAAGUGUUUAUCAUAACUAUGUUCAUAAUGUGCUGUAAGAACAAAGUGAUACUGAAGUGAUUCACAGGUUGUUGUAAAGACAUCGAACAUCACGUGUUUCUGAACUUGUCAAAUAAAGUGAAAAAUUGAGUGUU
Maylandia zebra (zebra mbuna) is the source of this 6341-nucleotide messenger RNA. Its product is annotated as kinesin heavy chain. Gene Ontology annotation, biological process: microtubule-based movement. Gene Ontology annotation, molecular function: microtubule motor activity; microtubule binding; ATP binding. The record is from RefSeq and is a predicted model, not a curated record. NCBI's taxonomy places the organism in Eukaryota, Metazoa, Chordata, Actinopteri, Cichliformes, Cichlidae.